AUUCAUUUUAUUCAACAUUAUGAAAGAAAACGGCGAGACAUGUGACGUUUUUAUCGCUCACCUAACUGCGCACCGCGUUCGCACGCGCGCCUUUGUCACGCCCGCGUAUCGUAAGCGAUUAUUCAGAAAAAAAAAAGAGAGAGAUUGUAUCGCGACAAUCGAUCGCUUUACUUGAUAUGCGGGGGACGGUAAUACGCGUGAAACCGCGGAAACGUUCACGCCGUGUCGCACGUGGUCGGAGUAAGGAAAAAAAGAAAAAAAAACCGUCAAGGCUCAGCUCUGUCACAUUUGUGCAAAUAUAUUAUAUAUAUAUAUAUGCGCGCCGCGCGAUAAAACCGCGCGUGUACUCGACGGGCCGCACAUUAUUGCCGCCGAUAUCUUCCCUUAUCGAUGGAUCACGCCGUCCCCGGCGUCUUUCGGAGCAGAGGAGGCCUAUAUUGCCUUUGACGGUUUGACGUUAGCCGCCUCCCCCCGAGAUUGGAGAAAAUUUGGAGAAAGUGGACCACGCUGCGGGCGCAGGAGUAAUUCGGACGCUUCCGCUUAUCGGAGAGAAGAGUUACGUUGAUAAACGAGUCGCGAGGACUCGAUCAAGAAGGACCUGUAAUUCACCUGUUUAGCUUGAAGCACCAUGGCUGUCCGUUUGGCGAACACCGGCGACAGUAAUUUGGACAGCAAGAUCGCCGAAUGGCUGCAGUGGAACAAGGAUCCGAAAGCAGAGGAUGAGAUACUCGAGUACUUGGACAAGGGGCAGAUCAAAGUAUUGUCAAAGCUGUUUCUCAAGAGACUCGAAUUUGGCACCGCGGGUCUCAGGGGCCGUAUGGGACCGGGCUACAGCCAAAUGAAUGAUUUAGUCAUCGUGCAAACCGGUCAAGGAUUAAUCAAGUAUUUGACGGACACGAUAUUCGAUGUCGCGCUGAAAGGCGUCGUGAUAGGAUACGACGGUCGUUACAACAGCAAAAGGUUUGCCGAAUUGACCGCUGCAAUCCUCAUAGCCAACGGCAUUAAGGUUUAUUUAUUUUCGAAGAUAUGCCCCACGCCGUUUAUACCUUACGCUAUUCUGAGAUACAAGUGCGCGGCCGGCAUCAUGGUGACCGCCUCUCACAAUCCCAAAGACGACAAUGGAUACAAAGUCUACUGGGAGAACGGGGCGCAGAUCAUCUCGCCGCACGACAAGAAGAUUCAAAGCUACAUUCUGAACAAUCUCGUGCCGCUCGAGUCCUCGUGGGACGUGAGCGAGAUCUACGAGAGCUCCUACUACAAAGAUCCACAAGACGAGAUUAUGCAGCACUACUAUCGAGACUUAAAGGAUAACGUUCUGUAUCCCGAGGUCAAUAGAAAUACCCCGUUGAAAUUCACGUACACCGCUAUGCACGGUGUUGGACAGGAGUAUAUGAUCGCCGCGUUUGAGGCAGCAAACUUUAAGCCGUUUGUAACAGUGGAGGAGCAAAAGCUGCCGGAUCCGGAAUUUCCCACGGUGAAAUUUCCGAAUCCGGAGGAAGGAAAGAGCGCUCUGGAUCUUAGCAUAAAGACGGCAAAUAGAAACGACUCGUCCGUGAUACUCGCCAACGAUCCCGACGCCGAUAGACUUGCGUGCGCGACGAAGACGGAGAGCGGGGAAUGGCACGUCUUCUCUGGAAAUGAACUUGGCGCGUUACUGGGUUGGUGGAUGACUCACGCUUAUCAAGUGAUACAUCCCGAUAUCGAUAUGAGUAACACGUACAUGUUAGCGUCCACCGUUUCCAGCAAAAUCCUAGCUUCAAUGGGUAAGAAAGAAGGUUUUAAUUUCGAGGAAACUCUGACGGGCUUCAAAUGGAUGGGCAACAAAGCUAUAGAACUAAUGAAGGAUAAUAAGGACAUUUUGUUCGCGUACGAAGAGGCUAUAGGCUUCAUGUGCGGCUCCAAGGUCUUGGAUAAGGAUGGCAUUAGCGCCGGUGUACGUGUAGCCGAAUUGGCGGCUUAUCUCGAAACGAUAGGAUUGACCUUAUCUGAUAAGCUGGCGGAGAUAUACGAGGAAUACGGCCAUCAUAUCAGCGAUAAUUCCUAUUGGAUAUGCCACGAUCCGGAUACCAUCAAGGCGAUAUUUGAACGACUGAGGAAUUAUUCGGGAAAACCGGAUGUAUACCCAACCGGAAUUCUUAAAGGAAAGUAUACAAUAAGCGGCGUUCGAGACUUAACAACCGGAUACGACAAUACGAAACCCGACAAUAAGGCAGUUCUGCCUGUAUCGAAAUCUAGCCAAAUGAUCACGUUCACAUUUAAAAAUGGAUUGGUUAGUACUUUAAGGACCAGUGGCACGGAACCCAAAAUCAAAUACUACAAUGAAUUGUGUGGAUCACCCGGAGAGGAUUUAAACAAAUUGAAAGGCACUCUCAACGAAAUGGUAUCGGCUAUCGUAGCAGAAUUCCUUCAACCAGAAGUGAACGGACUUAUCGCCCGCGGGGAAUAAAUUAUGAUAAUUGUGCUAUUGUAUGCGUCUUGACUCAGCGAUUAACUCAUUCGAAUCGGUGCAUUAUAUAUAUAUUUUUUUUUUACAAAUACUUUGCAGUAAAAGGGCACCAGGUUUGUCCGUAUCUUUUAAAUUUAUUCGAGCAUUCGUGCUACAAUUUAUCGUUACGUUGUUAAGUUUUUAAUGACUUUGCGAUACAUUAAUUUAAUUAUAUUGUAAAAUGAAAGUGUGAUGUUUCUAUUGUAAGCCUACAAUACAACAGAAAAUGGCUGUGUACUUGUAUAUUACAUACUGUUUUGUUCACUGUUAAAAUUGUUGAGGAAAA
Wasmannia auropunctata (little fire ant) is the source of this 2771-nucleotide messenger RNA. RefSeq names its product phosphoglucomutase-2 (gene Pgm2a). Gene Ontology annotation, molecular function: phosphopentomutase activity; magnesium ion binding. The coding region runs from base 629 to 2446 and encodes 605 amino acids. NCBI's taxonomy places the organism in Eukaryota, Metazoa, Arthropoda, Insecta, Hymenoptera, Formicidae. The record is from RefSeq and is a predicted model, not a curated record. The transcript is spliced from 10 exons. Gene Ontology annotation, biological process: purine ribonucleoside salvage; carbohydrate metabolic process.